This is a messenger RNA of Artibeus jamaicensis (Jamaican fruit-eating bat), 10738 nucleotides long. It is a transcript of the gene SETX, whose product is annotated as senataxin. Gene Ontology annotation, molecular function: transcription termination site sequence-specific DNA binding; helicase activity. NCBI's taxonomy places the organism in Eukaryota, Metazoa, Chordata, Mammalia, Chiroptera, Phyllostomidae. Bases 508 to 8829 code for a protein of 2773 amino acids. The record is from RefSeq and is a predicted model, not a curated record. Gene Ontology annotation, cellular component: nuclear body. The transcript is spliced from 26 exons. Gene Ontology annotation, biological process: termination of RNA polymerase II transcription.
AUUUGGGGGGUCGUCUUCUGGUGCCUCCUGCGUACCAGGAUCCCAGGCGCUGGGACCUCACUUCUCCCUUCGCGUUGUCCACAGUGCGGUAUCGUGUGAGCUGUUUUUGUUUUGGGCGUCGUGUGGUGUCUUUUGGGGGGUCGUUGGGCAGGUCUCGCUUCAGAAAGUGUUGGUCCUCUCGACGCCCCAUCUUUCUCCUGCUCUGGUUGUCUUUCUCCUACUCCGGGUCUCUCCCUUGGGAGAGAGUGCUUCCCCUAAAUGGCCACCUGAGCCCUCCCUGCUCCACCUGAAGGUGGUGAAUCACUAACAGCCGGUCAGAGGGGCUUUGCCUCCCACCCCCCCACCUUGGCAGCCCAGAGGGGACCAGGCACGAGUGUGGGCGGGAAAAGAACCCUGUGGUUAGGUUAGGAGGGAGAGUUUCACGUGGACAGUGACAGGGAUGAGUUAGUGCGGAUCCUGAGGCUGAUCACACCUGCGUGUCCCCUCCCACUGGGGGCAUUUCUGACCAUGCGGGGCCUGACCCAGCGGGACAAGAGCCGCCCCCGCAGGUUGGCAUCCAGUUGCACCAUCAGUAGAAAUACUCUUUUGGGGCCAGAGUUUGGGUACAUAGGAAGGCAAAUUCUCACCCUCUCACAGGCACGCCCAGGAAUCGCGACUGAGAGGAUCACAUCUCUGUUCAGGAUGAGCACGUGCUGCUGGUGCACGCCGGGCGGCGCCUGCACCACCGACUUCCUGCAGCGCUACGCGGCCCAGGGCGGCGAGUUCCAAGCAGCGGGCGAGUUCCAGACCGCAGACGAAGACCUCUGCUACUGCUUAGAGUGUGUGAUUGAGUACCACAGGGCACGGGACGAGCUGCCUGUCUUGCACGAGGUUUUAUGGGAAUUAGAAACCCUGCGUCUCAUAAGUCACUUUGAGAAGUCUAUGCGGGGAGAGAUCGAAGACGACGACGAAUUGUACAUAGUGGACAACAACGGGGAGGCCCAGCUGUUCGACUGCACGGGCCAGGACUUCGAGAAUAAGCUGCGAGUCCCAAUCCUCGAAAUUCUGAGAUACCCUUACCUGCUUCUCCACGAGCGUGUCAAUGAGUUAUGUGUGGAAGCGCUUUGUCGGAUGGAGCAAGCGAACUGCUCCUUCCAGGUGUUUGAGAAACAGCCUGGGAUCUACUUGUUUUUGGUCCAUCCUAAUGAAAUGGUUCGGCGUUGGGCGAUCCUGACAGCAAAAGGCUUGGGAAAAGUGGAGCGAGAUGACUAUUAUGACUUACAGGAGGUUCUGACAUGCCUCUUCAGAGUCAUCGAGUUGGGGCUUUUAGAAAAUCCAGACAUCUAUACUUCGUCUGUCCUCGAGAAGGGUAAACUGGUUAUCCUGCCCUCGCACAUGUAUGACACUACCAGCUACAAAAACUACUGGCUAGGGAUCUGCAUGCUGCUGACCAUUCUCGAGGAGCAGGCCAUGGACUCGCUGCUGCUGGGCUCCGACAAGCAGAACGACUUCAUGCAGUCAAUACUGCACACCAUGGAGAGGCAGUCGCAGGAGGAUAGUGAAGAUCCUUUCUGGCCAGCAUUGCACUGUUUCAUGGUGAUUCUGGAUCGCCUGGGAUCCAAGGUUUGGGGUCAACUUAUUGAUCCAAUUGAGGCGUUUCAGACCAUCAUCAACAACUCGAGCUACAACAGAGAGAUCCAGAAUAUCCGGAACAGCUCUGCGAGGACCAAGUCCGAACCAGAGUCAUGUCUGGAUGAUAUGGUGACUUGCAGCCAGAUUGUAUACAAUUACAAUCCUGAAAAGACCAAAAAGGACUCGGGGUGGAGAUCAGCCAUUUGCCCGGACUAUUGCCCGAACAUGUAUGAAGAAAUGGAGACAUUGGCCAAUGUGCUCCAGUCAGAUAUCGGUCAAGACAUGCGUGUUCACAACAGCACGUUUCUGUGGUUCAUCCCUUUUGUUCAGUCCCUCAUGGACCUUAAGGACCUUGGUGUGGUUUAUAUACUAGAGGUUAUUCACCAUCUGUACUCCCAAGUCAAAGAUGUCCUCAGCCAAACAGUUGUCACGUGUGACAAAGUCACUGAAUUUUUUUUCCUGAUUUUGGUGUCCGUGAUCGAGCUCCAUAGAAGUCGGAAGUGCCUGCACUUGCUCUGGGUCAGCUCCCAGCAGUGGGUGGAGGCUGUCGUGAAGUGCGCCAAGCUCCCCACCACCGCGUUCGUGCGGAGUUCCGAGAAGUCGGCCAGCAGCGGCUCCAAGGGAACAGCAGUGACGUCUCUGUCCCUGCAUCCAAUGCCGUCUAACUCGGUCCAGCUUGCUUGUGUGCAGCUGAUUAGAAGUCUUCUUAAAGAAGGUUGUCAGCUUGGGCAGCAAACUCUUUAUAAGCGAUUCUGGGAUAAACUCAACUUAUUCCUGCGAGGGAAUUUAUCUCUAGGUUGGCAGCUGACUAGUCAGGAAACCCAAGAGCUACAAACUUGUUUAAAGCAAAUUAUCAGAAACAUCAGACUCAAAGUACCUCAGCAUACCACUUUGGCGGAGCUGGCUCCUUCCUGUAAAACCCCUCCUGCGACUUGUGUUAAAGAAGAGAGUGAGCAGGCAGGGAAGGCGGGGGAGAGAGACCUGCGCUGCCCGGAGAGCCCGACCUCGUCUAAGCCCGUGAGAGCUAAUGGGUGUCAAGCGCAGCAGAGCAGUAGCAUGCUAAGCAAAGCGAGCGACCCUGUAGAAGAGGAUAACGAGAAGAAUUACAUAAAAAAUUUGAAACUAGAGGGCCAUCUGUCAGCUGAGUCAUGCUUAAAGCAGAGUAGUAAAAACCUUUUCCCUGAAAGAGCCCACGACCAAGUUAAAGGGAAGCAGAAGUCUGUAAAAGAUAAUUCCUCAGGUACACCACAGAAUUGUACUGCAAGAAAUGGUCCGGAAAGGGGCUGUGACCAAGGAGCAGUUCCGUCCAUGCGCCUGUCGGCUGAUUCCAGCACAGAUGCUCUGGAGAAGGGGUCCACGCCAAAGGAGGGUUUCUCUUCACAGGAUGAUGUCCUUGGCAGGCCCUCAAAGGCAAAAACUAGGGCACAGAAAAAUGAAAUCUGUGCUAAGUUAUCACGUGUAAUAAAGAAGCAACAUAGGAAAAGUGCUUUGGUCACUAGUACUGUGAAAUUAGAAGGAGACCUGACUGAAUCUAACGUUGAGAAUGUCUGUUCAAGGAAAGAUACCGGAGGUCAGAAAGGGGAUAGCUUCCUACACAAUCUCACUUUAGACCCUGAUGAUAUCCUGGAAAACACAAAUGGAGGGCACGGAUCUCCUAACAGUAUGUUGCUGAAAAAGAAACAAUUGAAGAUGGAAGAGUUAGGUGGUUUUUCUUCCCAUGAAAACGAUUGUCAGAUACAGGAAUGUCCUGUCGGUACUGAAGAUUCGGCCUUGUUUGCAGAAGUGACCGAUACUUCCAUGCAUAGAGCAUCUCCUUUUAAAGGCCCUAUGAGUUCGCCUGAAUCAAGGCGAAAGAAAGUUAGCAAGGGUGCUGAUCAGGUUUCUUCUGACUUGAUACAACAGCUCCCUAGCAUCACUCUUCAGUCUGACAUCUUAACAGAUUCUCAGGUAGACAGAGAUCUCCACAAAUUAUCAUUGAUGGCUCAAGCCAGUGUUACUACGUUUCCAUCAGAUUCAGCUCCAAAAAGCUUGCCCCAGCUACAAAGAAAAGUAAAAGAUGAUGAAGGUUUCAGAGCCAACCAAAAUAAUGUCAGGGAAACCUGCUGUGGACAAGUUAUCAUUAUUUCAGAUUCCGAAGAUAGUGGUGAUGACGAAGGAAUUGUGGGUUUGGAGAAACAUAUGAAACAAAAUAAAAUGUGUGCUGAGGAGGAACGUCCAGAGCAGCGUGCUUCGAUGGCCGAUACGCACGUGGGAAGGAAGGUAACAAAAGAAGAAAAGACAAAUUCCCCCUUGGAGUUUGAGGACUCCGAUUCUCAGGUUUUUGAGUUUGAAAGCCAAAAGGAAGUAUUUUCGGUUUGGCAAGAUCAGCAACCAGACAACAAGAAUUCCCCUCAAGGGGAUGAAAAAAGUUCGCGUUGGACGCCGGUAGCAGACGUCACAAAUGACUGGGGCUAUGACACAGACUACCCCAUGUCCGAAGACGUCACUAACAAAGGAACAGAGGGCACUGAACAUGCACAGCCACAAGGCAGUAGUACUGGUAAGGAAUCCUGUGAAGUCCAAAAACCUAAAAGAAAAAAAGUUGAAAGACCAACGGCUAAAAAUGGUGUAACGCCUUCAUCUUCUGUCAGAAAUGAGGACCAGUCUGACAUUCGUAAUGGGAGUGAGCUAACCAAAAAUAACAGAAGUACAGGCAUAAGGACCUCUUCCAAAGCAGGUGUUCAGAGAACCGCCUCGGUUUCCCUGAAGAAGCCUUCGCCAAAGCCUUGUAUUUAUUCCAAACCCGUUCGGAGAGCCCCAGUUCCCAAAACUGCUAAGAAAACACAUUCAGAUACCAGAAGAGGGCAGAAUAAGGGCUCCCAUUACAUAAGCUGCAGGACAACCCCUCUCAUAGUGCCACCAAAGAAAGACCGCCAGUGUCCCGAGCCAGCCUCCACUGUGGAGCGGCUCGGCCUGAAGAAGGGCCGUCGCCGGGCUUUCGAGCUGUCGCAGCGGUCUUUGGACUGCAUAGUGCAGCUACGUGACCACGGCAAAACCGUCGGCGUCAUUGACACCCGAAAAAAGACUAAACUGAUUUCUCCUCAGACUCUUCCUGUGAAAGACAAGAGACUGCUUGUGAGUCAAGAUCUUCAGUUUCAAAGGCAGACGAGACAGAGAUCUAAACAAGGCAGACAAGGACUUUGUGAUUCCAAACCCGCGAGUGCUGCGAGAGCAGGGCCGCGAGCGGCACGGAGCUCUGACCCAGUCACGCCAGAGCCGGGCCGGUCGGGCUGUAGCAGCAGAGGAGGGACGGGGGUCUCGGCUCGCAGCAGCGGGAACCAGUCAGCAAAACGCACGUCUCCCGAGCGAGGACCUGCACACCCACGAUCUCCUCACGUGGCUGCUGGUGCUUGUCUUGUGGACCCGUGUGAUUCCCCAGUGUUGAGUGGAAGAAGACCAAUGGAUGAAGUCACGGUCUCCACUUCAGAAGACGCUCCAGGUAGAAGGGACCUGACCGGACAGCACCUAGAGGUGGCAGCUUUGAAGAAGGCAGAGCCUGACGACGACGACAGUGACAUGGAGGGAAAUGACCUCUUUUUAACACAACACGAUCCUGAAGAUAUGGACUUGUGUUCCCAAGUGCAGAACAAUGACGAUAAACUCAUCGAAGUGGUCCAUGGAGAAAACCGAGUUCAGGUAGAAGAUUCCACACUUCAGCCUCAGUUGGAGUCUUUGAGUAGCACGAAAUGUAAGUCCCAGGGCUGUGCCGAAACUGUGAAAACCCAGGGCGACUGCUGCUCGAAACACUCGGAAGCCAAAGCGGCAGACGAAGAAGUGUUUCGCAAACCUGGCCUGCCUCUUUCUGCAUCUAAACCUUUGAGGCCUUCCACCACUAAGAUUUUUAGCUCGAGUAGUACUUCACGAACUGCUCAUCUUUCUAAGUCUUUGGAAAGUAGCUCAGCACUCCCAGCUCUAAAAAAUAAGUCAAGUGGAGGACGGUCUGCUUUGAAAGUACCGCAGCCAGCCCCUCCGGUGUCUCCGAAGCCAGUGGGAGAAGGGAAGGGUUUGUGCAACGUUCGUUCUUCUCCGGUCCCUCCAGUGUCUCCAAAGCCAGUGGGAGAAGGGAAGGGUUUGUGCAACGUUCGUUCUUCUCCGGUCCCUCCAGUGUCUCCGAAGCCAUUGGGUGAAGUGAAGGGUUUGUGCAACGUUCUUUCACCGACUCCAAGUAAUUCCAGCAGGCAAGUUUACAAACUCCCAUUUGGUGAAAGCAAACCUCUUUCAUCUUCUCUGGACAGCACUUCAUCAGAGUCCGUCUCUGACACCUUCGUUAAAGAGGUCUUAAAAUGGAAGUAUGAGAUGUUUGUGAACUUCGACCAGUGCGGGCUCCCAGCAAGUCUUUGUCAGACCAUCUCAAGACCUGUGCCUGUCAGAUUUCAAGACUGUAGCGAUUAUUUUAAAGUUUUUCUCCCUUUGAUGGUAGUGAAUACUUUUGAAACAGUAGCACAGGAAUGGAUCAGCUCUCCAAAUAAAGAAAAAUUCUAUGAGUUGCAUUUACGAAAAUUUCCUGUAGAAUACAAAAAAUACUGGGAGUUUGUUGUUUCUCUUGAGGAUUGUGAACUAGCUAAACAGCUUCAUCCGAAGGAGAAUGAUUUGGUGUUUCUGGUCCCUGAAAGUCAGAGUGGAGAGAAGAGAGAUGUGGAGGGGAACCCCAUCCAGGGUCCCCGUGAGUACCACUGUGCCUACGUCCAUAAAUUCCGCCGCACGUCAGUCCUGCGUAAUGGGAAGUACGAAUGUUUCCUUUGCAUCCAGACUCAAGGUGACUUGCCAGUCAAUCUAAGUGAAUUUGUAAAAUGUGUUGUAAUCAGUUCUCUGGUAACCACACAAAGGAAACUGAAAGCCAUGAUGUUGCUGAGUGGUCGGAACCAGCUGGCCAGAGCUAUCCUGAACCCAAACCCCAUGGACUUCUGUACAAAAGAUUUACUGGCGACAACAUCUGAGAGAAUCACUGCCUACCUAAGAGAUUUCAACGAAGAACAGAAGAAGGCGAUAGAAACCGCCUAUGCCAUGGUGAAACACUCCCCGGCAGUUGCCAAGAUCUGUCUCAUUCACGGGCCGCCCGGGACAGGGAAAUCGAAGACCAUCGUUGGCCUCCUGUACCGCCUGCUGACAGAGAGGAGGGGGCGCUUUGACGAAAACUCGAACGCCAAGAUCAAGCAGAACCGUGUGCUUGUGUGUGCGCCUUCCAAUGCGGCCGUGGACGAGCUCAUGAAAAAAAUUAUCGUCGAAUUCAAAGAAAGGUGUAAAGACAAGAAGAAUCCUAUGGGAAACUGUGGCGAUAUCAAUUUAGUGCGUCUGGGGCCAGAAAAGUCGAUCAAUAAUGAGGUCCUGAAAUUCAGUUUGGACAACCAAGUCAGCCACAGAAUGAAAAAAGAUUUACCAUCUUACGUUCAGGAGAUGCAUAGAAGAAAGGAGUACCUAGACCAUCAGCUAGAUGAACUUUCCCGCCAGCGUGCCCUGUGCCGAGGUGGGAGGGAAAUGCAGAGGCAAGAAUUAGAUGAAAGAAUUGCUCACGUUUCCAAAGAAAGGCAGGAACUUGCUUCUAAAAUUAAAGAGGUUCAAGGGCGCCCACAGAAAACCCAGAGCAUCAUCAUCCUGGAGUCCCACAUCAUCUGUUGCACCCUGAGCACGAGCGGCGGCCUGCUGCUCGAGUCUGCGUUCCGGGGGCAGGGGGGCGUCCCCUUCAGCUGUGUCAUCGUCGACGAGGCCGGGCAGGCUGGUGAGGUCGAGACCCUCACCCCACUCAUCCACCGCUGCAACAAGCUGAUCCUCGUGGGGGACCCGAAGCAGCUCCCCCCCACGGUUAUCUCCCUGAAGGCGCAGGAGCACGGCUACGACCAGUCGAUGAUGGCCCGCUUCUGCAAGCUGCUGGAGGAGAACGUGGAGCACAACGUGAGCGGCAGGUUGCCCAUCCUGCAGCUGAGCGUCCAGUACAGGAUGCACCCCGACAUCUGCCUCUUCCCUUCCAAUUACGUGUACGGCAGGAGCCUGAAGACCCACAGAAUGACAGAGACCAUCCGGUGCUCGUCCGAGUGGCCGUUUCAGCCCUACCUGGUGUUCGAUGUCGGAGACGGCUUGGAGAGGCGGGACAACGACUCUUACGUGAAUGUUCAAGAAAUAAAAGUGGUCAUAGAAUUGAUCAAACUUCUUAAAGACAAAAGAAAGGACAUUACUUACCGGAAUGUUGGCAUCAUAACCCAUUACAAGGCUCAGAAGAUGAUGAUUCAGAAGGAGUUGGACAAAGAAUUUGAAGGAAAGGGGCUGGCAGAGGUAGAUACCGUGGACGCAUUUCAGGGUCGUCAGAAAGACUGUAUCAUUGUUACGUGCGUCAGAGCGAACACUGUGCAAGGUUCAAUUGGGUUUCUGGCGAGUUUGCAGAGACUGAAUGUCGCCAUCACACGAGCCAAGUACAGCCUCUUCAUCCUGGGCCACCUGCGGACCCUGAUGGACAACCAGCACUGGAACCACCUGAUUCAGGAUGCACAGAGGCGCGGUGCCAUCAUCAAGACCUGCGACAAAAACUAUAAACACGACGCAGCCAAGAUCCUGAAACUGAAGCCCAUGCUGCAGCGAAGUCUGACCCACCCCCCUUCCCUGGCCCUGGAGGGCUUCAGCCUCCAGGGCGGCUCACCCAGCAGCAGGCCAGACAGCGAGAUUAUCAAGGCUUUGUUUGCAUCUUUCCUGUAUGCCACGCACCAUGACCCUAAGGACGCUGCUGUUACUGUUGCUGCCAUGGACCCUGAGAGGCCUCCAGUGAAGGACCAGCUGCGGGACCCACGACUGCGUAGAAGGAUGGGCUUGAGCUCCGAAGCCCAAGGGAAAUGCCUGAGGGACCCAGAGCCCUCGAGCCCCCAGCACCAGGGAGCAACGCCUCCCUUGGGCGAGCCCGGCUUCCCUGCGAGCCCCCAGGUGCUGGGCAGCACCGUGGAGUGGUCCACGGCCACAGGGAGCAUCCACAGACCGUAUGUGCCGUGUGACCCUCCUGCUGCCAGCACCGCUGCCACAGCUCCAAGUGUGUAUGACCAGGAGUGGGGGCACAGCCACCAAAGAGACGCCGGGGCUUUCAGGAACUGGGACCAGGAGAUGCCCAGCCCUGUGAGCCAUCACCCCAAGAGGAACUCUGGCCGGGACAGGAGGAGACCGGAGGAGGAGGACAGCAGUUCAAAGAAGAGAAAACUGUAGGAGAGCCAGGCGACGGACCCAGUCGGCCACAAGUACUGUCCCAGUUUCAGGUGACCGGCCACCAGGACUGUCCAGAUAAGACUUGUUUUCCUUUAGAGGAGUGUUGUGUGUAGUGCUGGGGACAUGGGGGGCACAGCCUGCCUCCGGGCCUGCGGGUCGCCCUCGGCACCUUCCCGUCUGUUGCAAACCCUCCCAGAGGGCACGUGAGUGUCGGUCGUGAUGCCCCUGGGCCACGUGCUCGGAAUGCUGGUCUCCGGUUCCCCGUGAGAGGGUCAGGCCCGACCGAGCGAGUGCCGUAGAAGCUGAAAUGCACAUUUGUACAGCAAACAGCAAAGUCCUCUUAAAAUUUAAUCUGUAGAUCACUUUUCUUCCUCCUGCUUAAAAUGUUAUUUUCACCAGAAUCGACUUUAUUUUAAAAGAAGAAAGAAAAGCAGGAGGACAGGCCCUCUCAGCCCUCGUGAGGCAGGUCUCUGGCAGGUCAGGCCACAUCUCCCCAAGGGGUCCUGGUCACCAGGCCACCUGGGAACCGUGAGGGCAGGCCAGGUGCACUGUUUCGGGUGGGAACCGGGACACCUGCUCCGAGAGAGGCUGGCAGAGGGUGCAGGUCCUCCGAGUUCAGACCGGGGUGAGAGUCGCUGUUCCCUGCGGCCUUUGGGGGCUCUGUUAACUGGCGAGAGCGUGUGGUGGUGGAGGGCCCGGUGAGGGGCCUGGCCUCCUGUGAUGCAGAAGUGGCUGUCGUGCGUGGGUGUGACAGACCUGGGGGGGGGAACCGAGCCCUCACAGACGGCCCGGAGCCGCGGGUGCUGAGCCGUGUUCAGGGCGACACGCCCCAGCCCACCAGCUGAUCGGGAGGGGACAAGCCCUGGAGUUGGACGGGCCGUCUGAAGCCACCUUUGUUGUCUGCUUUUAAGCAGACAGGGCUCUGCACUGCUCAGAAGUCUCUGCCACAGCAGGUCACUGAGAGCUCUGUAAAGAGUGUGUGGUUGCCAAAGCUCCCAGCGCUGCACGUUCCCUUGACCCGUGUCCCUCACUGGUGUCCACACAGCACUCCUGUCAGCGGGGAGCACGCCUGCCUGGGCACUGGGGAGAGGCAAGCCGAGCCGAGCUGGAGAGGGAAGUGCAGGGUGGGGUCGGGGCCCCACGAGCUUCGUGCGUGUGCCCGGGCACGAGAUCUCAUUGUCGCUUAAGUUUACUUUCCUGCGACCUGGGGAAAUGCUCGGUUCUGCAGAUCCCUGCAGCGGUGACCGGUCAGAACUAAGAACACUGCGAGCUGGUGCUGGAAGUGAGGACCCCAGGCCCGAGCAGCUACUGCUGGGAAAGCUUGGCACCCGUCCCUGCGCACCAUCCAGGUGGGGACCCACACGGCCCUUCCCAAGGGGCGAGCCUGCGCCCCGACAGCCCCUCCCCGCCCGGCCUUGCCCCGAAACCGGUCCUGUUGAGUUGGUUAAAAAAAAUUGCAUAAAAGCCUCUCGUGUGUGUCCCAUGGCCUUUCCCGCCGUGGCUGUCACUCACAGCAGUGUUGCUGCGGGCGGUCAGCUCACUGCAAGGCGGGAAAGGGCUCGUGGCGAGCACGUGUCUUCUCUCACUGUCCGUUCUUUCAGCACGAGUGGGUUUCGCUCUGCCUCUUCGGUGUCACUUGCCUUGGGUUGACUGUGCACAGUUCGUGUUUCAUGUAGUACCAGGAGCCAGUUUCGAUAAGUACGUGUGAAUAAUCUGUAAAGGAGUUUUAUAACCAAGAUGCACUAAACUAUUUUCUGAAGCUAGUUGUGCACAUUAUAAUUUUUUGCUGUAGCUUUGAUUUUUCUAUGCGCUGAAUUCCUAGCAGAGAUUUGGCAAACAUUCAAUCUGUUGUCUUUGUUAAAACCUGAAUUUUAAGAGAAAACUGCAGAAUUAAAAUGUGGAAACACGA